ACACACACACACACACACACACACACACACACACACACACACACACACACACACACACACACACACGCACGCGCGCGCACACACACACACACACACACACACACACUGCCACUGGACCUCAUGCAGCGUCAGACCGUUUGUGAUCAGACAGAGCCAGUUGGACCAAAGGGAUAUGAGCGGGAAACUUCAGAAGCUGCUCAUGUUUCUGGAUCAGAAAGGAUUUGUAUAACACAUUCAUAUCUGACGGACUUUCCCAUGUUCACUCUGGACAGGCGGUUUUUUGUUGAAUCUCUCAUGAGCAGGCUCCUUUUUUCAGCCAUGCUCCUGGCUCUAGUUUCCAGUAGUCUGGUAGGGAUGCUGUGCAGACCCGAGCUUAUGGAGAACCGCUGACUCGGAACCAGGAACCAGGAACCAGGGUGCUGAAAUGGAAGAUAUAGUUUUGAUUCUAUUAUUGCUCAGUAAGACACUUUUAGCUGGAGCUCAGUUCAAUGGAUACAACUGUGACACCAACUUUCACAGCCGAUUUCCUGCUGAGAGGGACAUCAGUGUGUACUGUGGGGUUCAGACCAUCACAGUCAAAGUCAACUUUUGCCCAGUCCUCUUUUCCGGCUACACGGACGCUGACUUGGCGCUUAACGGUCGCCAUGGUGACACACACUGUCGAGGAUUUAUCAAUAACAACACCUUUCCUACUGUGGUCAUCUUUAGCAUCAGUCUAGCGACGCUGGAGUCGUGUGGAAAUGUGUUGCUGGUGUCCACCGCUCAGGGACCCAACGCCUAUGGGAACCUGUCUUUGGUUCAGGUUGGAAACAUAUCUGGCUACAUCGACACGCCCGACCCCCCCACCAUCAUCAGCUACCUGCCAGGUCUCCUGUACAGAUACAGCUGCAGCUACCCGCUGGAAUACCUGGUCAACAACACACAGCUGGCCUCAUCCGCAGCAGCCAUCUCAGUGAAGGAAAGCAACGGUACCUUCAUCAGCACCUUGAAUCUGCUGCUUUAUAACGAUUCGUCCUACAGCCAGCAGCUGUCCAUCCCCAUGGCUGGACUGACUCUGAAGACUCGGGUGUUUGCUGCUGUAAAAGCCUCCAACCUGGAUAGGAGAUGGAACGUUAUGAUGGACUACUGCUACACAACACCGUCUGGAAACCCAAAUGAUGAGCUUCGCUAUGACCUUUUCUUUAGCUGUGAAAAAGAUCCCCAGACCACCAUCUUUGAAAACGGGAAGAGCCAAAUGGGUCGCUUUGCCUUUGAAGUAUUUCGUUUUGUGAAGCACAAGAACCAGAAGAUGUCCACCGUCUUCCUGCACUGUGUCACUAAGCUGUGCCGAGCAGACGACUGUCCAGUGCUCACUCCUAUCUGCAGCAACAGGAAAAAGCGGGAGACCCCUGAGGGAAGGGAAUCGAGUAGUUUGUCUGGGAAUGCUGUCCUGACGGCCGGUCCCAUCAUCACCCGGAGCGAUGAAACAGCAGCCAACAAUUCUCAGCUGGCACAUAUGAAGGCCUCGGAGUUUCAGAUGAACACAACAACAAGCUUGCUCAUCUCAGGAGUCAUCGUUCUGGGAGUCAUAAGCAUCUGUUUCUUUAUCUUCUCACUCACACUCCACAAAUGCAAGAGUUCUCCUGUCAGCAGCAGGUCUGGAGUUCACAACCCAGUGUUUGACUGAACAUGAGUCCCAGCAGACACUCAGGCUCUCCUCAUGGCAAUGGAGAUGUGAUUUUUGUGCUUGUAGUGAUGUGACAGGAGAACACAGGUGUUGCAUUAGAAACCCUGCAGGAACAACGUGCUAUAGAGUAGAGAUGACUUCUGUGUUUUAUGUAUCAACAAUGUUCAGAGGAAAUAAAAGAAAUCUGACUUUUGUCAUUAAUGUCCAUUUACAAGAUAGGGCUGGCCACACCUGUGCUUAAAAGGAUGUUCUACAGAGGCUGUCUGUGACAACAUCAGUAUGAAACAUCAAUGAUCUCACCUCAGUUAAACACGGCCCAUUUCUACCAGCAUUCAGCGCAGCUCAACUCGGUUCAGCCCGGUUACAAGACUUUAAUCAGUGAAUUUGUGGUUGCUGCUCCCUGCUUGUGGCUCCAAGAGUAUCGAACCAAAGCUGAAAACACACCGUCAGAGACUGUAAGUCACUGAUUUGCUUGUGGGCGGAGUCACUGGCUUCUCCGGAGUUUUCCAGCAGUCUUUACUGGAUCUCUCCUUUUAGAAUUAUGGUGUCAGAUGGGCGCCAAAACCCGUGCACGCGUAUUGUCCACCUCGCGCGUGCGAACGGGACUCACGCGUGGAAGUUAGAACCUCUCGAGUGAAAAUAUACUUGGCGAGGAGU
Nothobranchius furzeri (turquoise killifish) is the source of this 2323-nucleotide messenger RNA. RefSeq names its product zona pellucida-like domain containing 1a (gene zpld1a). Lineage: Eukaryota; Metazoa; Chordata; Actinopteri; Cyprinodontiformes; Nothobranchiidae. Gene Ontology annotation, cellular component: cell surface. The record is from RefSeq and is a predicted model, not a curated record.